Messenger RNA from Eruca vesicaria subsp. sativa (arugula), 348 nucleotides. NCBI's taxonomy places the organism in Eukaryota, Viridiplantae, Streptophyta, Magnoliopsida, Brassicales, Brassicaceae. The record is from the annotation of a GenBank genome assembly.
AUGGACAACAAACCGACCGGAAAGAGACUGCUUUUUCUCGACCACUACGCAGCACUUGCAGCAGAAGGAUUGGCCAUGAGGGAAUUAGCUCUCCUGAAGUGUAGAGAACUUGGCCUCCCCAAGCUUAGAUGUGAAUCGGAUUCUGCUAUCCUGAUCAAAGCUAUUAAUCUCAAGUCCCCACUUGUUGGUUUGUAUGGCAUUUUAGCUGAUAUUUUCUCCAUUGCCACCUCUUUUGAAUUCAUUUCGAUUACCUGGAUCUCGCGUGAGAGAAACAGAGUUGCGGAUGAAUUGGCAAAGAAUGUUUUAUCUUCGAAGCUGACCAAUAAGGCAGCAACAAACUCUGUUUAG